AUGGACAUAAACUUACUUUCACCGAUUGAGAAAAAGGCGUUGGACGACUUUCUCGACAUUGUGAACAAAUCGCGCAAUCAAAAUGCCGAAAAGCAAAUGCUGCCACGCUCUGCUUUGAAAUUCUUGAUGGCUCGAAAGUUUGACGUGCCAAGAUCGCUUCAACUGUACCAGUCACAUGAAACAGUACGGAUAAGAGAAGGUAUUGUCAAGUUUGAUCCCCAUACAGAUCCUCUGAAGCGAGAACUAGAAACGGGAAAGUUUACCAUUCUGCCUGCAAUUGAUAAAAAUGGGUCUAUGAUCGCACUGUUUUCUGCGGGAAAACAUUCUCCCACUGAGACGACACAUCAGACGACACUCCAAGGCGUGGUGUACCAGCUUGAUGUGGCCCUCGAUGACUACGAUACUCAACGAAACGGAAUUAUUUUCAUCUACAACAUGACUGGCUCAAAAUAUACCAAUUUCGAUUAUGACUUGUCUCAGAAGAUAUUAAACCUCCUAAAGGGCGCCUAUCCAGCACGUCUGAAGAAGGUGCUCAUCGUAACAGCGCCGCUGUGGUUCAAAGCACCGUUUCGCAUACUGCAACUUUUUGUUCGUGAGAAACUGCGUGAUCGAGUUCAUAUGAUCAACGCUAGCCAACUACCGCAACACAUACCGAAGGAGUGUUUGCCUGAAGAGCUCGGUGGCACGUUAAGAAUUGAUCAUGGCACUUGGCUUGCACACUGCCUGAAGGUGCACCAGGAUGACAUGGGUGAUCUGUGUCCCUCAGUACCUGCAGACAGAAAACUGUUCUCCACUAUUACCUCCUCCAUCAGCGGCAGUCCUGCUGGCUCCUCUGCCGGCUCUUCCGCCAACUCCUCUCCAGUGGGCACGAUAAAGAAAAAUGGUGAUCUAUCGAAAACGCUCGCAAACGGUGAUGCUUCAUGUGAUCUACUGGCCAUCAAUACGGAGAUCACUGACGCACAGAACGGCUCACUAUCCUCAUACUCUGAGCUGGAAAUCUAUGAAGAGAUUCCCGAUGAGUUCGAAGCUACCGGUGUCUCACUGCAGGAGUUCAUUGAAAAUCUGAACAUUAAAGGGAAGAAGGGCCUGCACGACGAGUACAGCUUUAUCAAGAGCAAUCCUCCUACGGGCUCCUUUGAGAUUGCACGGUCAAGGGCGAAUGCAACAAAGAAUCGGUACAUUGACGUGCUCUGCUAUGAUCACACGAGAGUAAAGUUACCGGUGAUUGACGACGACCCCAGUACUGAUUACAUCAAUGCCAACUAUGUCGACGGUUACAGACAGAAACGAGCUUUCAUCUCUACCCAAGGUCCACUGACGAGAACCUUUCACGACUUUUGGAGAAUGGUUUGGCACAACAAGUGCAUUGUUAUUGUGAUGACCACACGGACAGUGGAGCGGUGUCGAGUGAAGUGCGAUCAGUACUGGCCACUCGACCAGAAGACCUACUGCGCGGUGGGCAACUUUACGAUCAUCAACAACUCCAUCGAGCAGGACAAGGACUGGGUCAUUAGCAAUCUAACACUGGUCAACAAGGACACGGAGGAAAAGAGAACUGUGGUGCACAUGCAAUUUUCCAGUUGGCCGGACUUUGGUGUACCACAAUCGGCCGUUGCAAUGUUGGAGUUUCGUCAGAAAACCCGAGACUAUCAAAAGCAAUACUUGAAGCACAUAGAGUGGAAAGGUCACCCACUAGGACCGCCGAUCGUUGUUCACUGCAGUGCAGGCAUCGGACGAACUGGUACCUUCAUCACAAUUGACAUCUCCAUUCAGCGUCUGGAAGCAUCAGGCGUUAUCGACAUUCAAGGCACCGUCGAGAAGAUCCGCUCUCAACGCGCUCACAGUAUUCAGAUGCCCGAUCAGUAUGUCUUCUGCUGUCUGGCGCUACUGGAGUUUGCCACGUGCAAUGGUUAUCUCCAGACGAUUGAUCUGUCGCGUUUCGAAGACGACGAACAGUCUGACGCAGAAGAGUAA
Rhagoletis zephyria (snowberry fruit fly) is the source of this 1974-nucleotide messenger RNA. The record is from RefSeq and is a predicted model, not a curated record. NCBI's taxonomy places the organism in Eukaryota, Metazoa, Arthropoda, Insecta, Diptera, Tephritidae.